CUACUUAGUUUGAUGUAACCGGAAUGUGAAAUUUCCAGUGUGCUAAAAAUAGAAGAUGGAAAUACCGAUUUUGUAUUGAGAAGUGUGUUUUUCAAUGUGAAUUUACAUAUUUCACGAUGGUGCAACAUUUAUAGGGCUACGCGCUAUUAGAAUAGGUUUAUGAUUGAGACUAUGGCUGUAGAACUGACAACAAAGGACAAACUGGAGAAGUUCAAGUUUUCACAUGAGAUACAGACAGACACGUUAGGAAACAAUGAUGAUGGAUCUGUACCCGCCCUAACGUCUGGUGAAUUUCACCAGAGACUGAUCAACAUCAACGAUGAGAUGGGGAGUGAUGACAUUGAGGCGCUGAAGUUCCUGUGUCGAGACUAUCUGCCAGCUUCCAAGUUGGACAAAGUGGAAUCUGCCCUGGAAAUAUUUGAGUACAUGAAGAAAGCUGGGAUGAUUGAUUUGAACAAUGUGGACUUUCUACUGGAGAGCUUCGCCCGUAUACACAGAUAUGAUCUCAUUAAUAAGCUCGGCUUCUCAAGUGAUGAUGUGCGUAAAGUGAUACCAACUUUCAAACAGGUUCCAGACUUCAGGGUCAUGCUAAUGGACUUAGCAGAUGAUGUCGACAAGACGGAAAUAGAAAAGGUCCGAUUCCUUUUGAAAAGCUCCAUAAAAAAGAAAAUGCUGAACGAGCAACAGAGCAUUCUUCAGCUGUUUGUGUUGAUGGAGCAAGAGGGGCUUCUUGGUCCGACCAAACUCUCACUUCUACAGACAGUGUUUACGAGCUUGAAGAGACCUGAGCUUGAGAAUAGAAUACGGGAAUAUGAAGGGGCUCCUCCCAGUCAAGUACAACCCCCGGGCAUGCCCCCCAGUCCAUCCGGGCAGUCAGAGUCCCGGGAAAAUAUCCAGCCCCUGAGAGACUUUCAGCGUGAGAUGAGGCAGGGGGACCCCCUGAGAGCACCAAUCAAUAUGCAGCAAAGCAAUAAUCAAUAUACACCUCAAAGACCCGGCCUGGCUAAUAUGGCACCACCUGAACACCCCAACCAUAGUUUUGACCGCUCUCAGAGUGCUGGAACAAUCACAGUGAGCUCGUCUGCUGGAGAUCUGGCAAUGGGCCAGGAGAACCCUAGAGACAUUCCUGAGGCCCUGUUCCUGCAGAUAGUGGAGGAUGUCAAGGACAGAUUUGAGGAACUUCUCACAGAACUCGGGUGCGCCAGAGAGUUCUUCCACUAUACUCAGACAUAUCCAUCACCACAGAAACGAAUGCAGGAAUUUCUGCAAAAUUGGAAAGAAGAUAAAAGGGUCGGGGAGGUUGUAUCCACACUGGGGUAUGCCCUACAGAGGUUGGGGUGCAAGCAGGAUGCCAUGGCGCUGAGAGAUUGGGCUGAAAGUGUGCAGCUACAAUGGCAGGCAUCCACUGCAUCUGCCGUGCCAGCCAGUCCUGAUCUCACAGAUUUGUUGCGUGAUCAGAAGUACAUGUACAACCCAGUUGGACCACCAGAGUUGAAUGAGUUUGUAAGCUUACGUGAAGCCAAGCCAGAAAUCGGUACAAGUGAAAGUCAGACUCGGCAUGGAGGGGUGGCCCCUCCAGUCUUACCACCAGUUACAGGCAACAUCCCGGUGAUCAACGCAAGUCAGAUGCCUCCACGUGUGCAGGAGCAGAUAAGAAAUAGUGGAGUUCUACAGUCCAGACGGGAGCCGAAUCAAACUGCAGAAGGAAUCCGCGAAAUGGGUCACAUACCCGGCCCCCAACAACAAGUUGCCAUGGCAACAAACCCAGAUCAAGGUCAGAGGUCAGCUCAGGUCGCCACUCGUGGUGAUGGCACGACACGGUUGUUGCAGCAGUUUGCAGCCACCAAUCUCAAUGUUAAAAACCCUUCGGGUGAACUGGAUGCCUAUAAAAUGGAUAGCAAUCCUAGAGGGUGGUGCGUCAUAAUCAACAAUCAAGACUUCUACACUGAUCCGUCGGACCGUGACGCCCAAGCAAUGCCGCCACGCAUGGGGACGUUAAAAGAUGCAGAAAAUCUUACGUACACAUUUAAAAAACUUGGCUUCGUUGUCCAGCGCUAUGACAACCUCACCGCUGACGAGAUGAUGCGUACACUAGUUGAUGCAUCCCACAAUGUCGACCAUUCCAAGUUUGACUGUUUUGUGUGCUGUAUUCUGACACACGGUGUGCUUAACCACCUGUACGGGGCUAACAGCCGCCUCAUUUCCCUCAAGGAACUGACAUCCUGCUUUCAGACCAACAGAUGCCCGACACUGGCUGGGAAGCCCAAGUUAUUCUUUCUUCAGGCCUGUCAGGGCCGCGACAAGAUGGAGGCCGGAGAGGUCCCGGAACGAGACGCACCAGAGCCUUUUAAUGACGUAGAGGUUGACACACUACCAAGGGAGAUGCUGCCAAACGAAGCAGACUUCUUGCUAGGCUAUGCAACGGUUCCCGGUUACGUUUCCUUCCGCAGUAGGAACCAGGGCUCGUGGUAUAUCCGUAAGCUGUGUGAAUAUCUUGGGAAGUACGCUAACAAGCAUCAUCUCCUUGACAUUCUGACAGAGGUCAACAGGGAGGUUGCCAAGGCCGACGCCAAUCUCGAUGGCGGCAGAUACAAACAGGUGCCAGCACCUACGUAUACGCUGCGGAAAAGACUCUAUCUUAGACCUAUCCAAUAGAACCAUGGUGUUUCAUGGAAGACUCUUUUUGCUGCCUGUACAUUUCCGUUUGGCAGAUCUUUCAUGAUAAACGUAUGUGAUAAUUUUGAUUUGUGCUACAGGCAACCACUGAUGUGAAUCACAUCUGCAAUUGGAUUAUAUAUUUGUAUCAUGCAUGUCUUACUUAAACUGAAUCUUUUAUUUAUGGACAGUUAAACUGUGAAAGCGUGAUGGGAGAUACCCAUUUGACUUCACAUAGAAUUAAAUGUGAACUUAGCAUCUUUUAUUUGUGGACAUUGAAACAGAGACUGAGUGAGUAGACAUACUGUAUGACCACACAUGCAUUAAAAUGUGAUCUUAGCACAGACAUCUACUUUUUUAUAAUUCCCUGUUGUUGUUGUUUAUAUUGAAACAUGGGAUAAUCAAAUGGUCAAAGUUUGUAUAUGACGAUGACAAUGCCCCCUUCUAAAUGUAUACAAUCAUUUAAUCAACAAAGUUUUUGUUAUGUUUGUUACACUUUUGUGUACAAGACUUUGAUUGACUUCAACUCAAGUGAGUAUAAAUAAUGGAAAGAACAAUGCCACACUAGUUACCACUAGGAAGUUUUAUAUAAAAGUGGGGCAUCAGAAACCUGGUACUAAGUUUACAUUAAUGGGAGCUUUUGUAUAUUUCACAAUACAGAUGGUGGUAGAUAUAGUCUGUUUCAUAAUAUAACACAGUUAAGUAUAAUCAUAAAAUCAUACAAUAAAUAGAAAGCAACAUUA
Molecule: messenger RNA, 3398 nt
Organism: Dreissena polymorpha
Lineage: Eukaryota; Metazoa; Mollusca; Bivalvia; Myida; Dreissenidae
Product: caspase-8-like
Exons: 16
Coding region: 160-2655 (831 amino acids)
Biological process (GO): regulation of apoptotic process; proteolysis
Molecular function (GO): protein binding; cysteine-type endopeptidase activity
Source: RefSeq, a predicted model, not a curated record